Siniperca chuatsi (mandarin fish) is the source of this 2052-nucleotide messenger RNA. It is a transcript of the gene s100b, whose product is annotated as S100 calcium binding protein, beta (neural). Gene Ontology annotation, biological process: positive regulation of canonical NF-kappaB signal transduction; positive regulation of cell population proliferation. Bases 165 to 455 code for a protein of 96 amino acids. NCBI's taxonomy places the organism in Eukaryota, Metazoa, Chordata, Actinopteri, Centrarchiformes, Sinipercidae. Gene Ontology annotation, molecular function: calcium ion binding; S100 protein binding; RAGE receptor binding. Gene Ontology annotation, cellular component: cytoplasm; nucleus. The transcript is spliced from 3 exons. The record is from RefSeq and is a predicted model, not a curated record.
GGACAGACGGGAUUGGUCGGCAGUUUGAAUGACAGGAUGGAUGACCUCAGCACUGCACCCACCACACUGCUGCAGUAUAAAAUCUGCUCUCCAUCCUCAGCCUCCACUCUCUGGACUCGCAGUAGAAAACUCCUGCCUGAACUGACACCGAGGUGAAAAGACAGAUGACAAUGACCGACCUGGAGACCUCGAUGGCGACCAUCAUUGCAGUGUUUCAGAAGUAUUCAGAAAGAGAAGGAGACAAACACAAACUGAAAAAGAGCGAGCUGAAGGAUCUGCUUAACGACGAGCUGCCAGAUCUGAUGGCGCAUGUGAAAGACCAGGCAACACUUGACAGCUUGAUGGAGAGCCUGGACACCGAUGGCGACGCCGAGUGUGACUUCCAGGAGUUCAUGACAUUCAUCUCCUUGGUUACCGUCUGUUGCCACGAGUUCUUCGAGCACGAGGACGAGUAAGGAGGAGGCGAGCACGGAGACGAAGGGGGAGCUACAGUAAAUUAUAAAGAAGAAGAAGAUGCCUAGCAACGCACAACCUGUUGGUGCCUUCAGAGCAGAGCAGGGUGGGAAAACACAACUCCAGCCAGCAGCCAAAACAUUACUGGUGAGGUUUGGCUGCUGGCUGGCAAACAGUCCAGUGUAGUAGUUACUUUAGCUAAAAUCAGCUAAAAUGUUUCAAAAGAUCCUCUUUUUCUAUUUGACUCUAAAUAUCUAGAUGGCUUGUAAUGUCUUCAAAAUGGCUUUGGGAUCUUGAUGUGGCUACAAAGUUUGUUACAAAACUAUUAAGUUAAUCUACACAUGAUAAUAAGUUGGAGGUACUUUUUAUUAGAUUGUGGCUGAUGAGGCACCUGUGUUUGACAAAUCUUGUUGACUAGCAAAUAUUAAAAGUGCCUUUUAAGUUGGUCGUCAUUUAAAAAACAUUUGAUUGGCUAGUAAAGGUUUCAAAAUGGCUGAGAUUUUGGUGUGACAACAAAGUUUGUUACAAAACUAGCCACUGAUUUCUUAAAGUCGACCAGUAAACUAAUGUAGUCAGAAAUAUUUUUAGAGGCCCUAGUUGGCUGCAGAAAUUCGCCAUAUUUAUGUCUUUUUAAUAGCCACUUUAGCAUAAUUUCCAAUCCCAUUCUAUAAAUCAAGCUGUUUAAAAAAAAAUUUGCUAGAUUUUGGGUAUGGCUACCAACUUUGGCUACCAAGUUCAGCAAAUAAGUAAUCAAUAAUUUAAGGUUCUUCUCUUGAAUGUCUAAAGGGCCAGUAAAGUUGUAAAAAUGACUGGUAAGUUCAUCUACACAUAAUAAUCAUUUGGAGGUACCUUGCCUCAAAUAUUGAAAGUGACUUGUAAGUUGGUCGUCAUUUAAAAAACUAUUUAAUUGGCUAGUAAAAGUUUUCAAAUGGCUUGUGAGUUUUACAUAAUCUAGAAGCCACUUUGGAAGCCACAGUUUAGGAGAAAUAUAGUUAAAAUUGAAAGUGACUAGUAACUUAGUCUUGAAGUUAAACAUGUUUAAUUGGCUAGCAAAUUUUAAAAAUGGCUUUUGAAGGGGUUAUUUUUUUAGAGAAAAACCAACCAUAAUUUUGAAUUAUAUUGUAAAAUAAAAAUCUGGCUGAUAGAUUGUGGAUGUCGCUAGUAAGUUUGCAUUCAUUUGAUGUUUUACAAAAAACACUGGGCUUGUCAAAGCGGCUGAUACGUUGUUUAGCUCUUGUUUGUUUCUUGUUUAGAAGCUGUUACUUAUAUAUGUUUACUUCAUAUUUAGGUAGUUGGUAAACAAGUAAUCUACACUUAUUUGAGUCAUAAUACAUUCCAAAUGUCCAGCUGGCUGCUAAAAUAAUCACGAAAUGUUAGGAUUUAGUAGCCGCUAUUGCCUGUAGCCGAGUUUAGUUAAACCAACAAUCUGAUAGAAUGAAAAUCUAGUUUCACAAUGUGUAAAUGUCUUCAUGCAAAGAAAACAAAUGAUAGGUUUAAAUCAGUUGGAACAGAAGAGUUUGUCUGAUGAUGUGUGUUUUGAAAUGUUGAGCACUGGUUUGUUUGGAUGUCGAUGAAAUUAAUUAAAUUAUCAAUGUGUGA